Messenger RNA from Penicillium lagena, 1104 nucleotides. Its product is annotated as glycoside hydrolase family 18 protein. The record is from RefSeq and is a predicted model, not a curated record. Bases 1 to 1104 code for a protein of 367 amino acids. Gene Ontology annotation, biological process: chitin catabolic process; carbohydrate metabolic process. The transcript is spliced from 4 exons. Gene Ontology annotation, cellular component: extracellular region. NCBI's taxonomy places the organism in Eukaryota, Fungi, Ascomycota, Eurotiomycetes, Eurotiales, Aspergillaceae. Gene Ontology annotation, molecular function: chitinase activity; chitin binding.
AUGUUCUCUGCCGCCAGCUCCAUAUUUCGCCGCCGCCCAAACCCCACGGCGGCUGUCCCCCAGGCUAGCUCCUCUGAGGUGCCCUUCUACUUUAAUGCUGCCUACUACCCAAACUGGAGGAUCUACCAGAAACAACCUCCGUCAUCCCUCCGACUGGGGUUCAUCUCGCACGUGUUCUACGCAUUUGCCUGGGUGAAGGAAGAUGGCACCGUUUAUUUGAGUGAUGAGUGGGCCGACACACAGAUGCCAGUGGACGGAACGGAAGGUUGCCUGCGGGCAUUUGUUCAACUGAAGCAGCAAUACUCCAAGAUGAAGGUUAUCCUCUCUGUUGGAGGCGGGGGCAAGGGAAGUGAGAACUUCGCUGCCGUCGCCCACAGUCGCUCGCAACUGGACACCUUCGUUCAGACUGCCAAGGGAUUGGUCGACCAGUUCGGACUGGAUGGCAUUGAUGUUGACUGGGAGCAUCCCACGGAUGCAAAGCAGGGCAAAGACUAUAUCCGUCUCUUGGCCCGGCUGCGUGAAGUGCUUCCUGCCCCGCGAUACGUACUGGCUUCGUGUCUCCCCGCUAGCCAAUGGGCAUUACGCCAUAUCGAUCUUGCUACUGCUCAAAACUACCUGGACAUGCUGAAUCUCAUGGCCUAUGACUUCUCCGGUCCCUGGGCACCCGAGACGGGCCACCAAGCACAACUGUACGGGUCAGCAUCAGUCAACUCGGGCCAGUCAGCGGUCUCGUAUGUGCUGGCACAAGGCGUCAACUCCCAGAAGAUCAUCCUCGGUGUUCCAGGGUACGGACGCUCUUUCCUAGGCAGCAACGGACCCGGUCAGCGAUAUACUGGCUGCGGAGGCGAGGACGGUGUGUUCGACUAUCGUGAGUUGCCACGUCCGGGGGCCAAGGAAUUUCAUGACAAACAGGCCGGAGCAGCGUACUGCGUUGGCGACGACGGUGGUUUUGUGACGUACGACACACCAGCCACGGUGCAGCAGAAGGCCGAGUUUGCCACCACAUUGAAGCUCGGAGGACUGUUCUACUGGCACAUCUGCUCGGAUGCUCGGGGACCGCGUAGUCUAAUUGAGACAGGCUACAAUACGCUGCAUGAGAUGUGA